This is a messenger RNA of Pedinophyceae sp. YPF-701, 4398 nucleotides long. The record is from the annotation of a GenBank genome assembly. NCBI's taxonomy places the organism in Eukaryota, Viridiplantae, Chlorophyta, Pedinophyceae.
AUGCCGCCGACAGCACCCGGUGACUCCCAGCGAGGCUCAGCCUCGGGACAGAAGAAGGACCCGAAGAAGAGCGACCCCGGAGGCAAGAAGGAAGAUGCUGGGGACCUUCUCUCCGGCACGGACGUCCUCAUGCAGGGCCUCUCCGCGCAGCCGCGCAGCGACGUGGACACCUCCCUCCCGGGCACCCCGGCGCCGGGCAGCAUGCACGGAUCCGCGGCGGGCGGCGCGGCGGGCGGCCCGCCCUGGGCUCAAGGCUCGCUCGACAACGCCGCUUCCCUGGGCUCCGUUCCGAGCACGGCCGCCCCCCCGGGCAGCGCUGCGCCUGCAGGGCCGUCGCGGUUCGGUCCGGCCGCGGGCGGCGAGGGCGGCGGCCCGCCGUGGGCGCAGGCUGGUGCGGGUCAGGCAGAGAUGCUAACCCUCGACGACAUGGACGCGGCGGGGGCGCCGGGGGGCGGGAUGGGCGUGGCGAUGAACCCCGCGACGAUGGAGAUCCCGGAGAUGCCCGAGGACUGGAUGCCGGAGGAGGACGUCGGCGAGCUGACAUACGAUGAGCGGAAACUCAUGUGGGAGGAGCGACAGCGCGCGGCGCUGAGCCAGCAGACGGCGUGGUGGGAGGAGCAGGAGCGCGCGCGGCUCGAGGCGGAGCGCAAGUGGCGCGAGGACAACGAGGCGCUGCUGCGCGCGGCGCUGCUGGGCGACGCGCGGCGCGUGAAGGAGUUGUUGCGCAACGGCGCGGCGAGCCCUGCGUUCAAGGCGACGGUGCGCGAGGUGCUCGAGGACCACGACCCGGACAAGUACCAGGAGCUGUCGUCGGGGAUGUCCGACGCGACCCCGCAGGACCUCGUGUUGACGGAGAUCAAUGCCUUGCAGGCUGCGGCGUGGCAGAAGCACCCGCAGGUCGUCAAGCAGAUCGCCGACCUCAAGCGGAUGAACUCGAAUGCAAAGAUCCAGAUUCCGGACCCCGUGGAGCCCGAGGACGCCGAGGGCAAGAGGUUCUCCGUGUUCCACUACUUCAUGUUCGACAUCGACCAGAGCAUGGCGCGCCUGGACGAGUUCGACAAGGCCAAGGCGACGCUGCGGAUGCUGUGCAAGUACUUCGGCGGCAAGGACGGCGCGAACCUGUGCGCGACGGACAGCGCUGGCGUCUCGCCCGUCCACCAGUUCUUCGACUUCAUCACCGACUUCAACGAGGCGGGCGAGCAAAAGACGGCAAUGGUCGAGGCCCUGAUCAAGGCGGGGUGUCACAAGGAGGCCUGGGGCCUGGCGCCGCCGGGGGGCGACUCGCCGAUGAUGCGCCUGAUCCAGUGCGCGCCGGAGAUCGCGAUGGACAUCGCGGGCGAGUACAUGCGCGACGCGGACCGCAAGGCGUGUAUGGAGCACGCCAAGGAUCCGAACUUCAUGCAGCGGCUGCUGAUCCGCCGGGCCGGCCUCGGCGACGUCGAGCGGGUCAAGGUGCUGAUGAAGAUGGGCGCGAACCCGAACUGGCACUCCGGCGACGGCCGGACCGCGCUGUUCCUCGCAGCGCGGCAGCGCAAGUACGGGGUGGUCAGCCAGCUCGGGCACAUGCGCAACGCCGGGAGCGGCAAGAUGACGUAUGACUCCGACUCGGACGAAGACGACCUGGAGCUGGAGAAUAUCGUUCCCCCGGACCCGCUCGCGCCGAACGAGGCCUCGAAGGGCAUCUUCCACUUCAUUAUGGAUGGCAUCGGUGAAGUGAAUCAGAGUACUCUCGACGACCUGUUCGAGACCCUCGACGCCGCCGAAGAGUUCUUCGGGAGCGUGCGCCACCCCGAGCAGACGUGGUACGACGACCCGAAGGCGCCGAAGACGCUUGCGGUGAACGUCAAGGACAAGGACGGGCUCACCGCGGGCCACUACGUCCUGCGCGCCUGGAAGCGCUCGCUCGUCGACAGCAACAUCGCGCUCCGCGUGCUCGAGAAGCUGGUGUCGCUCGGCGCGGACCUCUCGAUCCCGGCGUCGGACAGCGCAGCGGGCCUCGGGGCCGUGCUGGACAUGGGUCCUAGCACUUUUAAGAAUCUGAUCCUGGACCGCAUGAUCAGCAGGAAGCAGGCGACCCCGGUCGACAUGCUCGCCCACCGCGCCAAGGGCCAGAACACCCAGUGCUGGAAGCUGUACUACGGGUGGAACACGGCCAAGGUGGAGGUGCCCAUCACGCUCAAGCCCGGCGUGACUGGCGACCGCAAGCCCUUCGACCAGAACGAGGAGCUGCUGGAAAUCAUUUACAACAAUCCUGAGGCCCACUCGCUGCUCAAACACCCCGUCGUGCGGCAGCAGACGGCCGCGCUGUGGCAGGGCGGCUACAAGAGGGAGGUCCUCAAGGGGACGAUCUCGAUCGCGAUUUUCGUGCUGCUGCUGACGGUCGCGCAAGUGUUCUCGGCGUACGUCGGGCCGUUCUACUACAGCGGCUCUGCGGGCAUCGCGCGCGUGAUCAUCGAGGCGAUCGUGUUCACCGUGAACGCCUACUUCCUCUACCAGGAGUUCAAGGAGUUCAACGAGGCGCGCCACACGAUCGUGGAGCGCCGCCGCAUGCAGGCCAUCAAAGCCAUCCUCCCCGCGCUGGACAUGGUGUGGCGUCGCCUCAACGUGAACGGGUUCGUUGCGAAGACCGACAUCACCGUCAAGCUGGCCAAGGAGCUCGGCGUCCGGAAGAUGAAGAAGGACGAUCUGGACAAGAAGUUCUGGAAGUGGCACGCGAUCUCGGCGGAGCAGGAGCAGAGCGACGACGCACUGACGCUGGAGCAGAGGCUGAUGCAGAAGCCGACGAAGGAGAUGUUGGCGAAGCGGCGCAGGAAGAUCAUGCCCACCUCGACCUUCAUCAGCCGCAGCGCGGCGCAGUCCUUCGCGGCCAGUGAGGCGCCGGGCAAGGCCAACGCAGGAGCUUCAACCUUCAAGACCGACUACGGCGAGAGCAACGUAGAGCGGCCGACCGAGGCCGGCGGCAAGAGCGUCAUCGAGGACGAGCAGGCCAGCGGCUCGGUCCGUCCGGACUUCUCCGAGCACAAGGCGCAGACGACGAUGUCGCAGCCGGGCAUUUCCGAGAUGGGCGGCAAGGCCAACGAGAUCGGGCGGUUCGGCCCCGACGACGACGUGCUGGUCGACCGCUCGACGUUCUACCAGCUGUGGAUGGAGAUCCUGACCACGCGCACCGACGUCCGCAUCCUGCAAAACCCGAUCAUCGCCCACUUCCGCUCCGUCUUCAAUCUCCUGGACGCCCUGCUCCACAUCUGCGUGACCGUGCUGUACACGUACCGCCUCGGACACUACCUCGGCGACCACAGCGGCCACGACAUCCACUUCGACGAGCAGGACAACGUCGACAUGUUCUUCUCGGCCAUGGCCGGCGUCCUCGCGUGGGCCAAGCUCGCGCGCUUCUUCCUCGCCUUCCAGCCCAUGGGACCACUCAUCGUCAUGGUGUUCACAAUGCUCAAGAAGGACAUUUCGCGAUACAUCGCCAUCCUCGGAAUGUUCUUCUUCGGUUUUGCCACCGCCUUCUUCGUCGUGCUGAAGGACGUGCCCGCCGCCGAAGGCAACUUCAACAACUACCCCAAGGCGGCCGUCUGGACCUUCUUCAUGAUGCUGGACGGCGUCGGCGGCACCGGCGUCCUGGGACCGUUGCUGGAGACGGCUCCGAUCAUCGGCGUCGGCAUCGCGGUCGUGUUCUCCAUCAUGUGCCAGAUCCUGCUGAUCAACCUGCUGAUCGCCAUGAUGGCCACCUCGUACAGCGUGGUGUGGGAGAAGGCUGAAACGGAGUACGCGAAGCAGGUCGUCAAGGCGAUCCUGGACAUCUACGAGAGCAACCGCGCGAGCGGCGUCGACGCCAUGCUCAACUCGGCCAUGGCGCUGGCCACCACGGGGUCGGCGUCCAAGGGCAUCAAGGUCGACAUGGACGGCGCGCAGACCAGCAUCAUUUACAAGCACCAGUUCGACCUGCUGGACGAGGAGGCGACGCCGAUCGAGCAGGUCUCGGACCAGGUGUCGACGCUCGAGGACGAGGUCCGCACCAUCAGCCGUGUGGUCAAGAAGAUCACCGAGCAGAUGAAGGGGACUGUGGACGAGGCUGUUGGCCGCGAGGUCAAGGGAAUCAAGACGCAGCAGAAGGCGCUGCAGGACGUGCUCAAGGCCGUCGCGAAGCGCAUGGAGAUCACCGACGAGGAGAUGGCCGGCACCGCUGUUGUGGAGAGCGGCGGCAAGAAGGCCGACGAUGCCGCGGGCAACGACGACGACGACGAGGAGGAGCCGCCGAAGAGCCCCAAGAAGAAGGGCAAGGGCCGCGCGAAGUUCGCGGACAGCGCCCCGACGGCGUCGGUCAAGGGCCGCAAGGGCGGCAGCCGGGGCGGCAAGCGCGCCAAGGGGUCCUCGCGCGAGGAGGACGACUGA